Daucus carota subsp. sativus is the source of this 3051-nucleotide messenger RNA. RefSeq lists its product as uncharacterized. Bases 316 to 2610 code for a protein of 764 amino acids. The transcript is spliced from 19 exons. Gene Ontology annotation, molecular function: ubiquitin binding. The record is from RefSeq and is a predicted model, not a curated record. Lineage: Eukaryota; Viridiplantae; Streptophyta; Magnoliopsida; Apiales; Apiaceae. Gene Ontology annotation, biological process: double-strand break repair via homologous recombination.
GAUUUCGUGUAGAGUAAUUGGGCGCUUAGGAUUAAGAUGAAAUAUAUUUCUCCCAAUACAACUUGUUUCUUCCCCUCUCUUCUCCCCUUCGUCGUCGUUUACCGAUAAAAAGCCCAAGCUACCAAACACACAGAUUGAAAUUUAUACAUACAAAACAUCAUCACUGUAGACUACACACACACAAACACCUUAUAUAAACACACACACAUUCUCAGCGAUCGAGAUCUUCGUUGACCGUAUCGAGCUUCGACAGCUACUCUUUUAUGUUCACUCGCUAAUCAUCUCUCCUUGUUUUCUUCGUAAAGGGUUUUAGGUAUGCACCGAGUGGGAAGUUCCGGGAACACGUCGAAUUCGGUUCGUCCGCGGAAAGAGAAGAGGCUGACUUAUGUGUUGAGCGAUGCGGAUGAUACUAAGCAUUGUGCGGGUAUAAAUUGCUUGGCUUUAUUGAAGUCACCCGUACCUGAUGGGCACGACUCCCUCUUCACUGGGAGCCGUGAUGGCACCUUAAAGAGAUGGACAAUAGCUGAUAAUAAUGCUACCUUCUCGACUACCUUUGAGUCUCAUAUAGACUGGGUCAAUGAUGCUGUCCUUGCAGGUGGUAAUACACUAGUUUCCUGCUCAUCGGACACCACAGUCAAGACAUGGAAUUCUUUGUCAAAUGGAACUUGCACCAGGACUCUUCGUCAACAUUCUGAUUAUGUUACAUGCCUUGCUGCAGCAGAAAGAAAUGGGAACAUUGUUGCCUCCGGUGGGCUUGGUGGUGAGGUCUUCAUAUGGGAUGUUGAAGCUGCCCUUUCUCCUGUCACCAAGUCUAGUGAUACCGCGGAAGACGAUUGUUCAAAUGGUAACGGUGCCGGAAAUUCACAACCGACUACUAGUCUAAGGACUGUCGGAUCAAGUAAUAGCAUUUCCUUGCACACAACACAGUCACAAGGAUAUGUGCCUAUUACUGCUAAAGGCCAUAAAGAAUCAGUUUAUGCAUUGGCAAUGAAUGAUACCGGUAGCCUUCUUGUUUCUGGUGGAACAGAGAAGGUUGUGCGUGUUUGGGACCCCAGAAACGGUUCAAAGACCAUGAAGCUGAAAGGGCAUACAGAUAAUAUUAGGGCAUUGCUUUUGGAUUCUACUGGCAGGCUCUGCUUAUCAGGAUCAUCAGAUUCAAUGAUCAGACUUUGGGACCUUGGCCAGCAGCGUUGCGUGCAUUCAUAUGCUGUGCAUACAGAUUCAGUUUGGGCACUUGCUAGUACCCCCACUUUCAGUCAUGUUUAUAGUGGUGGCAGAGAUCUUUCUUUGUACUUGACAGACUUGUCAACAAGAGAAAGUAUCCUACUUUGCACAAAGGAACAUCCCAUCUUACAGUUGUCAUUGCAUGAUGAUAGUAUAUGGGCUGCAACUACAGAUUCCUCUGUACAUAGAUGGCCAGCUGAGGUUCACAAUCCUCAAAAGGCUUUCCAAAGGGGUGGCUCAUUCUUGGCUGGAAAUCUGUCAUUUUCAAGGGCAAGAGCUUCAUUAGAAGGGUCUACUCCUGUUCCUGUAUAUAGAGAACCAUCGCUUAGCAUACCUGGGACUCGAGGAAUCGUGCAACAUGAAAUUUUGAACAACAGAAGGCAUGUUCUCACUAAGGAUACUGUUGGUUCAGUGAAGCUGUGGGAAAUUACCAGAGGGGUUGUCAUUGAAGACUACGGAGAGGUUUCUUUUGAGAAGAAGAAGGAAGAUCUUUUUGAAAUGGUAAGUAUUCCUGCAUGGUUCACUGUGGAUACCAGGCUUGGGAGCUUGUCUAUACAUUUGGAUACCCCACAAUGCUUCUCUGCUGAGAUGUAUUCUGCAGAUCUUAAUAUUGUCGGGAAACCUGAGGAUGACAAGAUCAAUUUAGCUCGGGAAACCCUUAAAGGUCUGCUAGCUCAUUGGUUGAGCAAAAGAAGGAACAGAUUUGGAACCAAGGCCUUGGCAAACGGUGAUGUUCCUACUGGUAAGGAGAUUACUUCAAGGAGCAUCACCCUUUCGAAAGUCGAGGUAGAUGGCAACAGUGAAAACGACUCUUUGGUGUAUCCUCCAUUUGAAUUCUUAGCAUCUUCAUCUCCCUCUAUUAUUACCGAGGGCUCCCAAGGUGGCCCAUGGAGGAAAAAGAUUACAGAUCUGGAUGGCACAGAAGACGAAAAGGACUUCCCCUGGUGGGUUUUAGACUGUGUAUUAAAUAACCGUCUGCCUCCCAGGGAAAACACCAAAUGCAGCUUCUAUCUACAACCUUUGGAAGGUUCAGCUGCCCAGAUGCUUACACAAGGGAAACUGAGUGCGCCUCGCAUAUUGAGAGUACACAAAGUUGUUAAUUACGUGGUUGAAAAGAUGGUACUCGACCAACCGUUGGAUAUUGUAAACCCCGAAGGAGCUAAAUCUUCUGGAUUACCCGGAGGACAGAUACAGCAUACAUCUUCAGGAGGAGAUGCUUCUUUUCGAUCUGGUUUAAAACCCUGGCAGAAGCUGAAGCCUUCUAUAGAGAUCUUGUGCAAUAAUCAGGUCUUGUCUCCUGAGAUGAGCUUGGCUACCGUUCGAACCUAUAUAUGGAAGAAGUCUGAUGAUCUUGUGCUGAACUACAGAAUAAAGCAGGGAAGAUAACUCUCAUAGAGUUGGGAAGGGCUGAGCUACCUUGCAAGAUUUUUGGGAGUGAUCCAUUUUUCUGAGGUGCUUCUCAUGAUAAAAAGUACUUGAUGCGUUGCUUGUAUAUCUGGCUGACAAGUUGGUUACUAGAUCUAGCAGCACUAGAGGUGCUGGUCAGCAGUUGCCUAGUUAAAGAUGAAAAGAAUUGCAUGUUGAAGUUUGGUGCUGACAUGCUAGCUCUUUUUAUACAUGUGUGGAGUGAGUUGCAUCAGUUGAUCAAAGUAAGGAAUGUUAACAGAGGAGUAAGAGGGAUACUUUUUAGAUGAGCCAAAUUGGCGAGAUAUGAUGUCGACAAGCUUUGUAGAUUUGUAUUAUCGGGCUACUCUUCCUGUAAAAUUGAUGUGUUAUUUAUUAGAUAAUUAUAUUUUUCUGCAAAUAAAACAGUUUCGGCCCUCCAAA